AUGAUGUCCUGUGGCCGCCGAAUUGCGACCUUUGCGUCGGUCCGCCCCUUCGCUGUCCGCGCCUACUCUUCCACCGUGCCUCGUCUGUCCGACAGCGCCAUCGCCAACGACCCGACCCCGCGGAAGCAGACGCCGACUGUCUCCGGCACCAAUGCCACACCCACUGACUCGUUCGGACGUCACGAUGGCACUCUGCAGGAGUCGCCCGAGGUUGGGGAGCGUAUCCGCAGCAUGCAGGCCCCGAACCGCGCUACCACCUGGGCUGCAAACCAGCAGCCUCGCGAGCAGGCCAUGGUUGGACCUCGCUUUGAGCAGACCAUCAUGGAGAGCCAGCCUCAACCAUAUGCCGCCAUCGACCUCAUUCACAGACAGCACGUCCGCUGGACCAAGUCCAAGGUCGUCAGCUGCGACGGUGGCGGUGGCCCUCUCGGCCACCCUAAGGUCUUCAUCAACACCGACAAGCCUGAGAUCGCUACCUGUGGAUACUGUGGUAUUCCCUUCGCCCAAGAGCAGCACCGCGCAUACCUGAAGUCCCUGCCCGCCACCAGCUACCCCCUCGAGCCCACCAACGACGCUGCCGAUGUGAACGAGUCCCAGCGCGUGAGCGAGGGCGGCCUGGAGCAGCGGUAA
Molecule: messenger RNA, 630 nt
Organism: Penicillium canescens
Lineage: Eukaryota; Fungi; Ascomycota; Eurotiomycetes; Eurotiales; Aspergillaceae
Product: zinc-finger domain-containing protein
Exons: 3
Coding region: 1-630 (209 amino acids)
Biological process (GO): mitochondrial electron transport, NADH to ubiquinone
Source: RefSeq, a predicted model, not a curated record